AUGGCGCGCAUCAGGCUGGAGGACCUGGAUCGGCUGGGCGAGGAGGGCGCGGACGGCGGCGGGGAGGAUAGCGGCGAGGAGGAGGAGGAGGAGGAGCGGGGCCGGUUGUUCGCCCACUGGGAGGCCGUGGCCAGCACGCACCGAGUGAGCCUGCCCCGAGACAUGGCAGGCCCCAUCGUCCAGAUGACCCGGCACAACCAGACUCGCGAGCCCGUGCCGUACGUCACCGUCUCGCAGCACGAGAAGUGCGAGGAAGCAGCCUACGAGGAGCGGCGGUACCCAGCUGGGAAGUGGGCGUGUGUCACCAAGGGGGAGCCCAUGUAUGAGCAGAGCAUCUCCAUGAGCUUCAUGAAGCUCAUGCGCUACAUCUGCAAGGAGAACUCUGUAGGUUGCUAUCUGGGCAUGACAGUCCCAGUGCUCAACGAAAUCCACCUGACCAAGGAGGGGACCGAGCUGGAGCGUGAGGUUGUAACUGCCUAUUAUCUCCCGGGAGAGUUCCAGCAAAACCCCCCUGUUCCCACGGACCCAGAAAUCCACAUCACUGAGAGGGCACCGCUCCGGGUUAUAACCAGGGUUUUCUAUGGGAUGACCACUGAGGAGACGAUUCUGCGAGAGAUUGCUCUCUUCUGGGAGCUCUUGGGCUCCACAGACACUGUGCUCCGGGAAACCUACAUCGUGGCCGUUUAUGAAAAUCCCAGCAUCCCUCAGCGCCGCAAUGAGAUUUGGUUCAUCUGCCGAGCAGAGUGAGUCCCCUCUGUGACCACAAACUGACCUGUGACUGGACCUGGUGUAGAUGGCAGUUCUGACCUAAAGGAGACGAAUGCACAUCCUGACCCACCGUUCACCCACAAAAUGACAGAGCGGGAGACUGCGGGGUGGGUUUGCACUCUGCCCUGUGAGGGCCCAGCCAGGGGAAAAACCUGCCUGGUCUGCACUUCGCCUGUCCCCGCAGGGGCCAGCUGAGGCCGGAGCUGGCACCGGGGAGAGCCUCUGCAGCAGGCUUCUGGUGGGAAGCACGUGGUGGGGGCUCAUGUAAGGCAGUAACUGUGUGGGCUUGUGCAAUGUGCUAGCCUGACUUGGGCUUCUCUCAGCUCUGAGCUGGGGUUGCAGAGCUCUGCCAGGCAUGCUAGUGGGGCUUGUGGAUGGCAGAGUCACAGGCUGGUGGUGUGUAGAAGGCAAACGACUGUGUACGAGGUGUGGGGCUCUGUCUGGGCUCUGGCCUGCUUCCUGUGAGAAUGGCUGCCUCUCCCAAACAGAGCCACUGAAAUGCUGCUACAGGGACGGUGGUGGGGGUUCGAAGUGGGAAAGGGCUCACCACAAGCGAGACGUGGAUCCCAAAUGUUUCCUGCUGGGGUGGCUCUCUUUGGACUGUUGGGUGCCUCCCUGGCUGUCACUCACCAUCCCUCAGCCAGGACCGGGGCGCUGGCAGCCUUUGUCCGUCAGUUGUGGGUGCUGUUUUGCGGACCUGCUGCAAGCUGAGAGGGACAGGUCCUGACAGCAGCAGCAGUGGCACCGCUGUGUGUUGUGUUGUGCAUUGAUCAGCGAGUUUCACAUCCAUGAAUACUGUCAUUCCUUCCUGGGGGAAGCUGGCAGUGCCAACGGUA
Messenger RNA from Gavia stellata (red-throated loon), 1604 nucleotides. Its product is annotated as heme-binding protein 1-like. The transcript has 5 exons. NCBI's taxonomy places the organism in Eukaryota, Metazoa, Chordata, Aves, Gaviiformes, Gaviidae. The record is from RefSeq and is a predicted model, not a curated record. Bases 1 to 747 code for a protein of 248 amino acids.